This is a messenger RNA of Ornithodoros turicata, 910 nucleotides long. RefSeq names its product phospholipid scramblase 1-like. Gene Ontology annotation, molecular function: phospholipid scramblase activity. The transcript is spliced from 6 exons. The record is from RefSeq and is a predicted model, not a curated record. The coding region runs from base 186 to 677 and encodes 163 amino acids. Gene Ontology annotation, cellular component: plasma membrane. NCBI's taxonomy places the organism in Eukaryota, Metazoa, Arthropoda, Arachnida, Ixodida, Argasidae. Gene Ontology annotation, biological process: plasma membrane phospholipid scrambling.
AUGGCGCGGUAGAACCACAUGGUGGGAGUUUUUCGAAGCAAUUCGAUACAUAUGAAUAUCCUUCAUGGCGGUUCAACGUUCAAGGCUCGAAGAACGACGGCCUAUUAUUUGUGAGGAACGAUUUUACACCAUGCCCCCUUCUUCAAGAUUGCUUCGGUCUUGCAAGUGCAUCAUUCACUGCUUCAAUGUGCCAAAUGGAUGGCGCUGUUGUGAUGGUUUUCCAGCGCCUUCUCAGACUCCAGGGCGGUGUUAAGGGAUGUUUCUGCUGUUGCCUCGGACAGGAGAUGAAAAUUGGAGUUCCUGUUCGAAGAGAAAUAGCGUCUAUUUCCGAGGAUUGGACCAUAUGGGAUACCUCCCUCACAAUUUAUGACGCCAAGGGAAGACCGAUAUUAAAGGUUAUUGGCCCCACUCUCCCGUCGUAUUGGUCCGGCGUCAUCUCCACGGAAGUGUUCAAGGUGAAAACACUGGCAGGCACUGUAGUCGGCGAGAUAUGGGCAGAACAACAGAUUCUCAGGGUCACCUUCCCCGUCAACCUGGACGUCCACAUCAAAGGAUGUCUCAUCGGUUGCACAAUUUUGGUCGCCUUCAUGUUUGACUUUAGGGGGUUCGCCAAAAACUGCCACCAAGUGGUGCGACAGUACGCAAGUCGUCGUCAAGGACAACGACUCUUCGAUUGACGGAGACGUUCCUGUCUUAUACAUUAACUGGACGUUUCCUCAUACAGAGCUGUUCCACGGUGAAAACGGCUGUUCACAGCCAUUGAUCACCAUGUUCCCAGAGGCAAACAAUAUAAUGAUUGCGAUACGAUCAUCAAUGCAGGAACAUCCUGUCUGUCGAGUGCAUAAAGACUGCAUAAGGGUGCUACGUAAUAUUUCAGAUGUGAAAUGUGAUAAAGUGCUAGAAAACCUGU